Plasmodium gallinaceum is the source of this 2913-nucleotide messenger RNA. RefSeq names its product conserved Plasmodium protein, unknown function. The transcript has a single exon. NCBI's taxonomy places the organism in Eukaryota, Apicomplexa, Aconoidasida, Haemosporida, Plasmodiidae. The coding region runs from base 1 to 2913 and encodes 970 amino acids. The record is from RefSeq and is a predicted model, not a curated record.
AUGGCUAUUAUGAAAAAUAGCUUAAAAACUUUGAAUAAUACUACCAAAAAAUUAAAAAAUAUUGAUUUACUUAAGUAUAAAAAUAAUUUCUAUAAUAAAUUUAAAGAAUUGAACGAAAUAUCUGAUAAGGAAAUAGAUAAAGAAAGAAUUAUAUUAAGAAGUUAUUUAUUUAAAAAAGAAGAAGCAUAUUUGAACGAAAAAGAUAUAAGUAAAAUUCUUAAUAAAAUUAUAAAAAAAAGAAUUAAAAAUGAAUAUAUAUGGAGUAAUAUAAAAAAUUUGAUUUUCAAAUUUAAUUUGAAAUAUAUAAAUGAUUAUUCAUCACAUAAUGAAAAUAAUAACAAAUCCUUAACUUAUCAAAAUAAAGAAUUAUUUUAUUAUAAUAAAAACUUUGAUCAUAUAAAUGUGUAUUUACUAGCAAUAGCAAUACAAGUUUUAAAUAAAAGAAAUGCCAACUUAUUUAACUUCCUUUUUAUUUAUUUAAAAUAUUUUUGCACAAAUAUUGAACCAAGGCAUUUUCUUCAUAUAUUUUUAAUAUUAGUGAAAAACACAUAUCGUGAUAUCAAUAAUUUAAGUAAAAGUAAAUCUCUUGAAGAAGUAAAUAAAUUCAAUAAUGAUAAUAAAAAUAAUAAUAGAAGUAAUACUACUUUAAGUUAUCUUCACACUAUUAAAGAAAUAUAUGCAGAUAAAAUAAUUUGUUCUGAAAAAAAUUUUAUAGAGCUUUUAAGUAGAUAUUGUAUUGAUAGAAUAAAUUUUUUUUCUUUUAAUGAUAUUAGCUUAAUAUGUGAAUCACUUUGCUAUUUUUCAUUGAAAGAAAACCCUUUUUCCGACUAUUGGAAUAUAUUUCUCUUUUACAUAUUUGAAAUAAAUACAAAAAAUAAAAAUUUAAGUGAAUUUGACAAAGAAAAUAAAGAUAGUUUAUUAUAUGCAAGAAAUAAUUUUUUUAAAAAAUAUGAACAUUCAGGAUUAUUUAUAAAAAGAAAAAUAAAAACACAUGACGAAAAUAAGGAAUAUAAUAAAUAUAUUGAAUUAAGUGGAAAAAAUAUAUUAAGUAUUCUUAAAUAUAUUCAUAAUUAUUAUAUUGUAUACCCUGAAAUAAAAAAAUUAGCAAAAAAAAUAAAAAUUAUUUUUUUGAAAUAUAAUUUUGAUGUAACUUUAUAUGAAUGUUCAGAAAUUUUAUAUUAUUUUAAUUUAUUAAAUGAAUUAAAUAUAAAAAUUAUAAAGGAUAAAAUAAAUAUAUAUGAAUAUCAAUUUAAAAAUGUAUAUUUAAGUUUUCAUGAUUUAAAUUGUUUAUUAAAAUUAUCUGAAUUAUAUCAAAACUAUAGCAAACAAAUAGCUUUUUUAAAUAUCUUUUUACAUAAUAUACAUAAAUUUUCCAUAGAAAAUGUUGAAAUGAUAUUUAAGUUAAUAUUUAAAGAUUAUGAAUAUAAUUUGCUUAAUGAAUUAGAACAUAAUAGUAAUAGUAGCAUAACUUAUUUAAGUAAUUAUAAUGACACCCAUUAUAAUUACAUUUACAAUUAUAAUUUCGUAGAUAAUACUUUUUUACAUGAUUUUAAUUUUUCUUUUUUAUAUAAAAAUAAUUAUAUAAAUUGUAUCAAAGAAAAUUCCAAAAAAGAUAAAUAUAAGGGAAAUAAACUUAAACAAUUUAGUGAUAAUUCUUCUGGUUAUAUAAAUUUAUUUUAUUCUAAUAAAAAUGAUUUGAAUUAUAUACAUAAAAAUGAUAAUUAUAUAAAUAAAGAAAAUGUAUCUAUGGAUUGGAAUGGUAGUGAAUUCAUAUUAUAUAGAAGAAAUAAUAACAAAUGUUAUUAUGAUAAUGAUACUAAUAAUAGUAAUUUAUUAAAAAGUUUAUGUAUUUUAUUCUCAUCUUUUAGUGAAAUUAUAGAAAAAUUUUCUUACAAAGAAAUAUUCUUUUUAUGUGAAAUUUUGAAUAGACAGGAAUUUGUACAUAAUUCUAUCCUAGUUGCAAUAAAUAACAAAAUAUGUGAAGACUUAGAAAAAUAUUAUUUUAUUUCCCCUUCUUAUUUAGACUAUAUAUUUUUUAUUACUUUAUUUAUUUAUAGUAAAGGUUUUAAAGAAGAAAAACUACUAAAAUAUCUAAUAAAUUUUUUUCUAAAUAAAAAAGAUAUUUCCUUAAAAUACAAAUAUCAUUAUUUCUUUUAUCUAUUAAUUCUAAAAAAAAGUACUAUUCCUGUAGAAUACUUCAAUUUUAUACUUAAAAAUAUAGCAUUAUUUAAUUAUCCUACAUUAUACAAGUAUAUUUUGAUUUAUUUUUUAAAAAAUUCAAAAAAUAAUUAUAAAUUUUUAUUAAAUAAAAACAAAAUAAAAAAAAAGAAAUAUAUAAAAGUAUCUUCAUGCAAAUAUAUUGCAGUAAAUAGUAUUUUCAAUACUUCUUAUUUUGAAAAUCUUCUUAUACUUAAUGAAAAUUAUUUUAAUAGAGAAUUACUUAAAAUAUUUUUAUAUUUAUGGUCAAUUACUACCUCAAGAUCUGGUAGAAAAUUCAUUGAUUUAAUAAUUAUACUAAAUAAAUUCUUCGAUGAUAAAAAUGUACGAGAUUAUUUAUUCAAUAAAAUUAUAACUAAAAAAAUAGAACGGUAUAUUAGACUAUUGAAAAAUAAGAAAAAUAAAAAAUAUAUAAUUCUUUGCAGUAACCCAAUAAAUAAAGAAUAUAUUACUUUUGAUAUAGAAAAAUCCCAAUUAUUAAACAGGGAUAUUUCUUUAAAAGAAAGUAUCUCAAAAAAUGAAAGUGAUAAAAUAUCAAAAAUAAAAAAUAGUAAUAAUUAUAUAUUAAAUGAUUAUAAAUAUAAAAAAAACAUUGUAAUUAGUAGAGACACAAAAAAUACAAUACCAGCAAAGUACUUAAAAAAUCAUAAAAAGGGAUCUCCUGUGCAACAUUUUUUAUCUAUAUAUUAUGGAUAA